Messenger RNA from Mesocricetus auratus (golden hamster), 1020 nucleotides. RefSeq names its product polypeptide N-acetylgalactosaminyltransferase like 5 (gene Galntl5). Lineage: Eukaryota; Metazoa; Chordata; Mammalia; Rodentia; Cricetidae. The record is from RefSeq and is a predicted model, not a curated record. Gene Ontology annotation, biological process: spermatid development. Gene Ontology annotation, cellular component: Golgi apparatus.
AUGACUCAAGUACCUUUUCUUGCAGAUAAGACUGAUUUUUCAGACACAGAAUUUUACAAAGGAUUUGCACAAUAUGGAUUUAAUGUUGUUAUGAGUAGAAGACUGGCCAUCCAAAGAGAGGUGCCAGAUUCCAGGGAUAAAAUAUGUCAUAAGAAACACUAUUCGUUCAACCUACCCACUGCCAGCAUCAUCAUAUGCUUUCAUAAUGAAGAAUUUAAUACCUUGCUGAGAACAGCGUCCAGUGUUAUAAACCUCACUCUACAUCAUUUCCUUGAAGAAAUCAUUUUGGUUGAUGACAUGAGUGAUAUUGAUGAUUUGAGAGAAAAAUUGGACUAUCAGUUGGAACUUUUUUGUGAAAGGAUUAAAUUAAUAAGAAACAAAAAGAGAGAGGGUCUCAUUAGAUCAAGGAUGAUCAGUGCCUCCCGUGCUUCAGGUGACAUCCUGGUGUUCUUGGAUAGCCACUGUGAGAUGAAUAGAGUCUGGCUGGAGCUGGUAGUGCACCCUUUGAUUGAUGGCAUUGAUGACGUAACACUGGAUUACACAGCGGCACCUCUUGUCAGGGGAGCUUUUGACUGGAACCUGAUUUUUAGAUGGGACAAUGUUUUCUCAUAUGAGCUGGAAGGCCCAGAGGGACCAAGUAAACUCACCGUUGUGUUUGGUUCUACUCCAGGACUCUGGACUAUCCAGUUUCUGAUGCCCGGCCUUCUGGGCAGUAUGGGGCAUGGGUUCCCUCUCAUGGUUUCGGCUUCCAAGUUAAAGCAGAUAUUAGCUGGCUACUCCCACAAGAUUCACCCACAGCCUGAAGACCUCCAGGCUCAUGCAUCCAAUUGCACCUGCUGCCUGCUUGACCCCCGCUGUGAUGCUGAAUGCAUACCUCCUGUGAAACCAGGACUUCUUAUCUCUGUGGACAGCAACUCCAUCUGCUGUGUGGAAACCCCUAGUAUCGACCUAGAUUCCUGUCAUCUUCACAUAUUCUUGUCCUGUUCAUCUGUUAGGUUCAUCUUCAAGCUAAACCAGUAA